AUGUUUUCAGUCGGGGUCAGGUCCGGACUGCAGGCAGACACUCGUAAUGUAAAUUGCCAGACAGUCGAGUCCUCCCUCAUCCCCUGUGAUGCCUGUGCUCAGGUCCAGUCCAGUUUGAGGGAAACCGGUGAUGCUCUAGUCAAGCUUUGCCGGAGCGAGGGCAUUCCCUGCUCUCUUCAACGCCUCCUGGUGGCUGUGGAUGAAACUCUGGAGCGGGGCUGGCUGACUGCAGGGGAUGUGGCCCAGUGGUCGGCAGAGCAGUGCAGGGAUAUGGGUCGGUUGGGAAAGCAUCUGCUGGAGGUGCGGUCCACAGUUCGGCCUCUCAGGGAGAGCCUUCAGGCAGCAGAAGGGGAACGGGAGGAGUUCAGGGCUCAGCUCAGAAGAGCACAGGAGGAACUCAAGUGUGAAAGGGCAACUCACCAAACCAGCAGACAACAGCUGGAGAAAAGAUUGCAGGAGGCUGAGGCCUCCAGGGAGGAGACAGAGAGGAGACUGCAGGAAGAAAAGGAGGAGUUAAGGAGAGGCACUUUGUCCCUGGAGGUUAGCAUCUCUAAACUGAAGACAGAGAUACGUUUUCAACAAGAAAGGUUGCACAAACUUGAGUCCGAGAGAGAUGAGCUACAUCAUGAAGUGAAGGGCUUGCAGGUAGAGGCAGAUGCCCGGCUCAAACUAGAGGAGAAGACACAAAUGCUGGAAGCUCAACUCUGCGCUACUCAACUCUUACUUGACAAGGAGAACUCCAAGUACCAGAAUGCCUGUCGCCAACAGGAGUCACUGCAGGCCAAGCAGAUGUCUCUGUUGGAGCGACUGGAUGCCCUGGACCAGGAGUGUGAGGAGCUACAGGGACAGUUGGAGGAGAGCGAGGGCAGGCAGACAGAAUUACAGGAUAGACUGACUCACAUCUCAGAGGAGAAAGAAAAACUACAAACCCAGCUAACCCAAGAACAGGCCUCGUGUUCUGAGUUACAGCAGGAGAAGCAGAGACUGGAGAGUCAUGUGAUGGAGCUGAAAACCAGUGUGGAUCAGCUGACAGGAGAGGUACAGGAAUUAGCCCAGAGGGAGAGGCUUCUAGUGGCAUUCCCAGAACUCAACCCCCUGCCUCUGGGACCUCCACAGAGCACAGGGGAUGUGUUGGGGGACAUGGAGCAACAAUUGCAGGCUAAUUGUGUUCGGAUUAGGGUCCUGGAGCAGGAGAACAGCACCCUGCGCAACAGCCUGAUGAAACUAAGGAAUAUUGCCCAGCUAGUGUCCCCCAAUGUGGGGUCUGGGACAACCUCUCCCAGCAGCUGUGGUUUCUCCCAGCCCCUGCAUGACACGCCCGGAGACGGACGGUUAAGUCGCAGCUCUGACGUACAUCACAGCGUCCUCCAGAGCUCCCGGGCAGGAGUUUCCUCCCUCCCUGCCUGUACACCUCCGGUGCAUCGGCAGACUCCCUGGCUCUCCCCAGACACCAGCGCAGUCAGAACCCAUGAAAAGAUACGCCAGGCACCCCGACCCCGCUCCUUGGGCAUGCACCAGGGGAAGAAGUGAGUCCUGUACUGGAUGGUUAGCUUCAUCGUAUUAUGUUUUGGAGCGGAACAAGGCUGAGAAAUGCUGAGGUGAAGGCUAAAAGAGGCUGUUGUUUGAAGUGUAUUUCAGGCGUCUCUAAAUAGAGACUGCGGUAAAUCACUGCAUUUCUGUUCUCACACAUACAGUAGUUCUUUGUCUAUGAGCUGGGGCAGACAGAAUAUUUGGGCAUAAAAAUAAACAGGAACACUAUGGAGUUCAGAAACGUCAAGCAACUUUGAGCUGCCUUGAAGUUGCUUUUUAACUGAAAAUGUAUUUGUAAUCAGAUAAUUAAAGAGCUUUUUUUUCUUUCUUCUAAUGUUGUGUCAGUCACU
This is a messenger RNA of Esox lucius (northern pike), 1880 nucleotides long. RefSeq names its product coiled-coil domain-containing protein 157. Bases 1 to 1530 code for a protein of 509 amino acids. Lineage: Eukaryota; Metazoa; Chordata; Actinopteri; Esociformes; Esocidae. The record is from RefSeq and is a predicted model, not a curated record. The transcript is spliced from 9 exons.